AUGUUAAAACAUUCUAUAAUAUCAGACGACAGCAACCCUAUCCUCAAACACUAUGAUUUGCAGCGACAAGUUGGAACUGCAGGUCCAGAAAAUGUCUGGAAAAUAUUUGAAGCUAUUCGGCUCGAGGAUAGCAAGGAAGCAUCUGUGUUUUGGUUUGAGAAGAAAGUGGCUGAUAAAUUACACAAACCCAGACGUAGAGAAACUGUAUCAGAGAUUUUACGCAAGGAUGUUACACAGCUAUCGCGAAUACGACAUCCAAAAAUUAUUUCAAUCCAACAUGGGGUGGAGGAGUGCCAUGACAGUCUGGCAUUUGCAACGGAACCAAUAUUUGCAAGUCUAUCAAAUAUAUUAGGAAACUAUGAACGAAUGCCUGCUAACAUUCCUCAAGAAUUAAAGAUAAUGCAAAAAAGAAACAUUUUUGGUAUGAGAAGGGUUCCCUUCACUGGUGACCAUGAGUUUAUAGAUAUGGAAAUUAAAUAUGGAAUUUUUCAAAUUACAGAAGCAUUAUCAUUCUUACACAGUUCAGAACAUUUAAUACAUCGUAAUGUUUGUCCUCAAUCCAUCCUUAUCACAAAGCGUGGUGCCUGGAAACUGGCUAGCCUCGGCUUUGUGGAAAAAACGAAAGAAGGAAAGAAGUCAUCUUGUCAGUCAUGGACAACAAAAAUACCCAAGAUGGCUCAACCAGAUUUAAAUUUCAUAGCUCCUGAAGUUCAACUUGAAAAAAUCUGCACACCAUUAAGUGAUAUGUUUUCACUGGGCAUGGUGAUUUGUGCUAUUUAUAACUCUGGUAAAUCAUUGAUAUCAGCAGAUCAUUUACCUGGCCUUUAUGUUAAACAAUUAGAUCAGAUGCAUGAAACAUUUGGAAUUGUUGCUCAUCGGAUGCCAUUACAGUUGGUAGAACCUGUAGAGAAAAUGAUAAACAGAGAUACGCGGUAUCGACCGACUGCUCAAUUAUUUUCUAUGUUAAAGUAUUUCACAGAUCCUGUAGUAUCUGGUCUACAGUUAUUAGAUGCUGCUGUUGCUGCUGAUAGGAAGGACCCUGUACAGAGAGCUGAGGCUUAUGCAAAUUUAUCACAAGUUAUUCCUAUCAUGCCACGAAAAAUUUUGUAUCGCAAUGUCUUCCCUACAUUAUGUCAGGACUGUAAGAGUGGAGAGUCCAUGGUUUUUGCAUUACCUGCAAUGUUAACAAUGAUAGAUUUUGCUCCUAGAGAUGAUUAUAUUGAUAUUAUACUCCCUGAAUUUCGUAAUAUAAUGUCCUCUUCUAAACCGGUGCAGGCUACAGUGUAUAUAUUGAACAAAUUAGAUAUUAUUUUAUCCAAAACACCAUUAGAAGAGAUCAAAAGUGAAGUUCUUCCUCUGGUUUUUAAUACUUUAGAUUCUCAAUCUUUACAAGCUCAGGAAGCAGCAUUGAGUGCAUUCAGUGUUAUCAAGGAAUAUUUAGAUGAUAAUAUUAUUCGGAAAAUGGUUUUACCAAGAGCAAAAUCUUUAUUUUAUAGAUCAACUAAUGUCAGGUUAAGAAUCAAUGCAUUAACAUGUAUAGAUCAUAUGUUAGAUAGUUUGGGCAAAAUGUUAAUAUUAGAUGAAGUGUUACCAUUUUUAACAGAUAUAACAUGUCAAGAUGCAGAUGUUGUAAUGGCAGUUGUAGGUGUUUAUAAACAUAUGCUAAGUGAUAAGAAAUUUGGAUUAACACAUAAUCUUAUAGCAACAAAAGUGAUGCCAUCACUAAUCCCUCAUACAGUUAAUCCUGGAUUAUCCAUGGAACAGUUUGGUGAUCUAAUGGAAGUAUUACGUGAAAUGUUAGAGCAAAUUGACCGGCAACGAAGAAAUAAAAUGAAACUAGAAACUGUUAUACUUCCUGUUCCUCCAAGGUAUGAGUAUUCUAUAUUUGUGACAUAA
Molecule: messenger RNA, 1896 nt
Organism: Lottia gigantea (owl limpet)
Lineage: Eukaryota; Metazoa; Mollusca; Gastropoda; Lottiidae
Exons: 15
Coding region: 1-1896 (631 amino acids)
Biological process (GO): protein phosphorylation
Molecular function (GO): protein kinase activity; ATP binding
Source: RefSeq, a predicted model, not a curated record